CAGGAAGAACCAUGAAGUGGCUGCUCCUUCUUUCCUUGGUGGCGCUCUCCGAGUGCACCACCUACAAGGUCUCGCUCACCAGAAAGAAGUCCUUGAGGCAGAACCUGAUCGAGAAUGGCAAGCUGAAGGACUUUCUGCAGAAUCACCAAUACAACAUAGGCAGCAAGUACUUUCCCUCGGAGGCCACCACCUUGAUGUCCGACGAGCCCCUUCAGAACUACCUAGAUAUGGAGUACUUCGGCACCAUUGGCAUCGGAACCCCCCCCCAGGAUUUCACCGUCAUCUUUGACACCGGCUCCUCCAACCUGUGGGUGCCCUCCAUCUACUGCUUCAGUUAUGCCUGCACCAAUCACCACCGCUUCAACCCGCAGGAGUCCUCCACCUUCCAGGGCACCAGCAAGACGCUCUCCAUCGCCUACGGCACCGGCAGCAUGACAGGCAUCCUUGGAUACGACACAGUCCAGGUUGGAGGCAUCUCCGACACCAACCAGAUCUUUGGCCUGAGUGAGACAGAGCCCGGCUCCUUCCUGUACUACGCUCCCUUCGACGGCAUCCUGGGUCUGGCCUACCCCAGCAUCUCCUCCUCCGGGGCCACCCCUGUUUUUGACAACAUGUGGAACCAGGGUCUGGUUUCCCAAGACCUCUUCUCCGUCUACCUGAGCAAAGAUGAUGAGAGCGGCAGCGUGGUGCAGUUUGGUGGCAUCGAUUCUUCUUACUACACGGGAACCCUGAACUGGGUGCCUAUUUCUGUUGAGGGUUAUUGGCAGAUCACCGUGGACAGCAUCACCAUGGGUGGAGAGCCCAUCGCUUGCAGCAGUGGCUGCCAGGCCAUCGUUGACACCGGUACCUCUCUGCUGGCCGGCCCAACCAAUGCCAUUGCCAACAUCCAGAGCUACAUUGGAGCCAGUGAGACUUCCUACGGCAGUAUGGCGAUCAGCUGCUCCAGCAUCAACAGCCUGCCCGACAUCGUCUUCACAAUCAACGGCAUCCAGUACCCUGUUCCCCCCACGGCCUACAUCCUGCAGAGCCAGGGAAGCUGCUCCAGCGGAUUCCAGGGCAUGAACAUCCCCACCGCCUCCGGAGAGCUCUGGAUCCUGGGUGACAUCUUCAUCCGCCAGUACUACACCGUCUUUGACAGGGCCAACAACCAGGUCGGCCUGGCUCCCGUGGCCUGA
Molecule: messenger RNA, 1175 nt
Organism: Balaenoptera acutorostrata (minke whale)
Lineage: Eukaryota; Metazoa; Chordata; Mammalia; Artiodactyla; Balaenopteridae
Product: pepsin A-like
Exons: 9
Coding region: 12-1175 (387 amino acids)
Biological process (GO): proteolysis
Molecular function (GO): aspartic-type endopeptidase activity
Source: RefSeq, a predicted model, not a curated record